This is a messenger RNA of Piliocolobus tephrosceles (Ugandan red Colobus), 479 nucleotides long. It is a transcript of the gene FAM24A, whose product is annotated as family with sequence similarity 24 member A. The record is from RefSeq and is a predicted model, not a curated record. NCBI's taxonomy places the organism in Eukaryota, Metazoa, Chordata, Mammalia, Primates, Cercopithecidae. The coding region runs from base 1 to 327 and encodes 108 amino acids. The transcript has 3 exons.
AUGGAAUGCGUGGCAAAGAUGUUUGAUCUCAGGACGAAGAUCAUGAUCGGCAUUGGAAGCAGCUUACUGGUUACCGCGAUGGUGCUCCUAAUUGUUGUGCUCUGUCUUUACGUCAAAGUAGCCAAGGCACUAAAAGCUGCAAAGGACCCUGAUGCUGUGGCUGUAAAACAUCACAACCCAGACAAGGUGUGUUGGGCCAAGAACAGCCAAGCCAAAGCCACCACCAUGGAGUCAUGUCCGUCUCUCCAGUGCUGUGAAGGAUGUAGAAUGUAUGGCAGUUUUGAUGCCCUGCCACCUUGCUGUUGUGACAUAAAUGAGGGCCUCUGACUUGGGAAAGGUGGGCACAAAAAUCUUCAUGAGCAAUAUUUCUUUCUUAGUAGAACAUUUUAUUAUUCAAGUUCUAGAGUGUUUACAUGCUAUUAUAUAAUGUACAGUGUUAUUUUCUGUACUUUUGCAUAAAUGUGCAAUAUUGGAAAUAA